Messenger RNA from Hydra vulgaris (swiftwater hydra), 3298 nucleotides. RefSeq lists its product as uncharacterized. The record is from RefSeq and is a predicted model, not a curated record. NCBI's taxonomy places the organism in Eukaryota, Metazoa, Cnidaria, Hydrozoa, Anthoathecata, Hydridae.
CAUGGCGUCAGACUUCAAAUUAUGUACUUGUGCAGUUUGCUUGAUAAAUAAAGGUAUCAGAUCAAAUCUUUAACACCUAUAACACCUUCAUUGCGCGAAAAAAUUCAAGAAUACAUCUGGCCAAACUUCGAUUCUGAUCUUGAAAUUUGUCCUUCUGUAGUUUGUUCCAACUGCAGAAGAAACUUAUUUAGUCUAAACAAAGGGGAGACUGCAUGUCUUUCUAACUGGUUAGAGACUAUAUCAAAGAUAAAUAGAAAUACUAUUAGGAGAACCUCUUCACUGCAAUGUAUUCAGACAGAUGUUGACCCAGAAUUGAAUUUUUCAAGUGUGAAUAAGAAAAUCUGUGGGCUCUGCUAUUUGCAUCUUGGUAUAGGAAUUUCUCAUGAUUGUUGCAAAAGUAAAGCUGUUAACAAUAUAAUUGAUAUUAGUGAAUCGCUUGGAUAUAAAGGUGCAGAGCAAGUAGCUUCUGGAUUGUUAAAACGUAAAAUGGAACGUGAAAACAUUGUAAGUGGAGAGCAGUUCGUGUUGUCUACUGGUGGAAAUCUUCUCUCUGUUACAGUUGGAGUAAAUGAAAAUAAGUCGAAAAGAAAGAAAGUAAAUCAAGUUUCAUUCCAAAUUAUUAUGGAGUUAUCGAAUGUAUUAGAACUCUCUAAGAACAAAACUAAAAAACUGUGUUCUACUUUACGCAGUAAUCUAACUGGUGUAGAAUCAAACAUUAAUAUUAAAAUGACUGAAUUACAGGAUACUCUAGAAACUUUAUAUAAAUGUAAAACUGAAGAAUUCCUUGACGGUGAUGAAAUAGUUGUUAGAGAUAUAGUUUAUGUCAAGAAUUCAACUGAAUUUAUCAAAUUUAUAAUUGAUGAAAGAGGUAUUGAUACCCCUAAUGCAAUAGCAAGAAUAUCUAUAGAUGGUGGUCAAAACUUCCUUAAAGUUAUUAUUAAUGUUUUUGAUCCAAAAAAUCAUUAUUCUUCAUCCGAAAUGUAUAAAGAUUCUGGUGUGAAACGUUGUUUUAUCCUUGCGAUUGUGGAGAUGGUUUCAGAGGAUAAUGGCAAUCUCCAAAAAUUAUUGGAACUUUUGAAACUCGAAGAAGUAGAUUUCAGUUUAGCAUUUGAUUUAAAAUGUGCAAACAGUGUUUUUGGACUUUCAAGUCAUUCUGGCAAAUAUGCUUGUCUUUAUUGUGAAGGAGAAUGCUCCCUCAAAGCAAGGAAACUAAGAACAUUGGGUUCCAUAGACUUAUGUUAUGAUCAAUAUGUAUGUGAAGGAAAAAAAAGACGAAAAAUGCAGGAUUACAAAAAUGUUAUAAAUCCUCGUUUAAUAUACUUAAAAGAAAAUCAAGAAACAAUUCUUGAACACAUUGUUCCUCCUCCUGAGCUCCAUAUUAUGAUGGGAGUUGUGGAUAAACUUUGUACUAUGCUUUUAUGCGUUUGGCCACCUUUUCAAAAUUGGUUAAAAACACAUUACAUAUUAAUGAGAGGAUACCAUGGAGUAGGUUUAGAUGGAAACAAUGCUAAUAAAUUUAUGUCCUUGUUAGAUGUUUUGGAGAGGGAUGUUACCUUAACUGCAACGAUUGAUAUUUUACCAAUAAUUAAUUGUGUGCGUAAGUUUUCAUUAGUAAAAUUAGCAGUGUUUGGUUUAGAAAUGGGUGCAGAUAUUUCUGCUAAAAUCGAAGACUUUAAAUGUUCUUUUUCAAGUCUCCAAUUGUAUGCAAAAGAUAUUUUUGACUAUGACUUGAAAGUUUCCUGGAAAAUACAUAUUUUAGUGUGUCAUAUUCUUCCCUCUAUAGAACACAAUAAUAUUAGCUUAGGAAACUAUGCAGAACAAUGUGGUGAAGCUGUUCACCACAUAUUUAAAAAAACUUGGGUGAACUUUAAAAUAACUAUAGGUCACAAAAAUUAUGGAAAAAAGCUAAAAUUUGCUGUAGUUAAUUUUAAUUUAAAUAAUCAGUAGCAUUAAUAUAAUAUGUGUUAUAUAUUUAUUUGUUAUAUGUGUUUUUUGUAAACGAAGUUAAUAAAUGUUGAUGGUUUAUUUUGACCACCAUAAUGGCUGACUUUAAUCAAAAAGCGAAAAAUUAUCAGUUAUAAUUUUGAAAAAUAUGUACUUAGCACUUAGUUCAGAUUUUUAUGACAACUUAAAUUGUGUUUACUAAUGCAUAUGAUUAAUUAAAUGCAAAAAAAUCAGGAGUGGGGAGAGUUUUAACCUGGCGGUCAAUUUAGAGAACAGUGUCCUUCCUGUAAUGUUUUUAACUAUGAUGAAACAAAUUUGUCAGAUAAUCCUGGAACUAAACUAUGUAUUUUUAAAAGAGGGAUGAAAUAUCCUGAACGUAUUGAGAACAGUAGUAAAAGUGUUACGUCAAUCAUGUUUUGUGGUUCAGCCUUUGGUCAAAUGCUCCCAGCUUAUGUUCUUUAUAAAGCUGACCAUGUAUGCACAACAUGGACUGAAGGUGGACCACCUAAUGUACAAUUCAAUCGAAGUAAGUCAGGAUGGUUUGAUUCUGUUUGUUUUUCUGAUUGGUUUAAAACAUCUUCCAGGAACCAAAGUUCUAAUUGGUGAUAAUCUUAGCAGUCACUUUAGUGAAAAGGUACUUAAAUUAGCUAAAGAAAACAACAUCUUGUUUGUUUGCUUAAUUGCAAACUCUACCCAUUUACUGUAACUACUUGAUGUUGCAUUUUUUGGACCACUUAAAAAAUAUUGGAGAAAAAUACUUAAUGAAUGGAAAAUUUCGUGUUCAAAAAAAACACAGACAAUUACAAAAGACAAAUUUCCUUCUUUAUUAAAAAAAUUAUAUACUUAUAUAUAUUCGCCAGAUCAAGAGGUAAGCAGCACUUUAGUAGCUGGUUUUAAAAAAUGUGGUAUUUACCCAUUGAAUGCAAAUAUUGUCUGCAAUCGUUUACCAGAUGCUGAUAAAAAUGUUGAAAGUUUUAAAAGCAAAGUUAGCCAAGCUUUAAUUAAUGUACUUAAGCGAUUGCGUUGUGUUGAUGACCAGGAAAAAGAAAAACCAAAGCGAAAAAAAAAAUUACAGUUGAUCCUGGUAAAAGUUCUUUAGAGGAUUUUUGAGCGACAUUUAAUGAUGUUCCACAUGCAUCGUCUUUUCUUAGUGAAACUAUUGUUUCAUCUGAGUUGCCUUCUACUCCUGAACAUAAAAAACUAAAGAAUGAAGAUUCUUUUUAUGCAGGUCUUGUUAAAACAUACCCGGUAAGACAAAAAAAAAACCAUUUAGGUAAAAUUUUAUUACAUAUUAUAUUAUAAAAAUAUUAUUGUAUAUUAUAAUAUUUGAGUGAUGAUAACUAAUAUGAACCUA